AUGGCCGAGCAGCCAGCUGUGGAGAAUGCAGUAUUAUAUGGUAGGCGAGGUACAAUCAAAGGUCAACUGACAAGGUUUGUUACUUUUGUGUCUGCUGCAGCACAGAAAGGUGGGGAUAGGACUUCACUCAAAGUCCGCCGACAAAAAAUUGAAGAAGUAUGGAAUGAAUUUCAAAAGAUUCAGGCUGAAAUUGAAGAACUCAGAGAUCCAGAAAGCCCAGAAGAUCCAUACAGAAUUCAGUUUGAAGAAAUGUACUUUGAGGCAGUAUCAGAGUAUGAACGAAUANCGUGUCUGCAGCAGCACAGAAAGGCUGAAAUUGAAGAACUCAGAGAUCCAGAAAGCCCAGAAGAUCCAUACAGAAUUCAGUUUGAAGAAAUGUACUUUGAGGCAGUAUCAGAGUAUGAACAAAUAUUGGCUAGUGAUCAAGCAGAAAUAGAAGAAAUAAAUCACACGGUAGAUAUUCGAAACACAUCACAACCACCCAUAAUGACGUCAACACUAACAAACAGUUGUGUAUCUAAUCAACCAUCAAUUGUAAAAUUAGCGCCAUUAAGUGUACCUACAUUUAGCGGCAGCUAUAAAGAAUGGUCAACAUUCAAUGAUAUAUUUAAUGCGUUAAUUCACGAGAACGAAGCAUUAACUGAUGUACAAAGGUUUUUUUAUCUAAAAGCAGCUUUGUCGGGCGACGCAUUGAAAGUAAUACAAUGCUUCGAAACAUCGGCAAAAAAUUAUAAGAUAGCAUGGGAUAGUUUGAACAACAGGUUCAAUAAUAAACGGAUUUUGGUACAACAACAUACAAAAGCCAUUUAUGACAUAAAACCAGUUAUCGAGGAAUCAGCGGACAAUCUGCGAAUGUUUACUGACGAUUUAGUCGGCAACAUGAAAGCACUAGAAAAUUUAGGCCACGAUGCUAAUUUAUGGGGUCCUCUGAUGAUUCACGUCAUAUCAACAAAACUUGACACAAACACAUUGCGAGCGUGGGAAAAGCAAGCACCAAAAACUGAAGUCUCAGAAGUCAAAGACAUAAUUGAAUUUUUAAAUAAUCACUGUCAACUAUUAGAAGCGGUUGAAAGUGCAAAAAGGUUAAAUGAAUGCGGUGACAAUCAAAAAAAGGAAAAGAAACGAUUUGAUUAUCAAAAAAGGACCGUAUUGCAUGCGACUUCAAAAAAAUUUAAAUGUUAUUUAUGCAAUGAAACAACUCAUGCUAUAUAUCAUUGCAAAAAAUUUUUAGACCUAACAAUAAAAGAGCGUCAUCAAAAGGUUACUCAAUUAAGCAUUUGUAAUGUAUGUUUGGCUCAUCAUUCAGAAAACCAAUUAUGUAAAUUUUCAGGCUGUAGGAAAUGUGGAGAAGCACAUAAUACAUUACUUCACAUACCCGAAGAGCAAAGUGAUGAACAAAUCAUAAGUACACAUGUGACGUGUGCAGAACAAAAACAAGUUUUGUUAUCAACAGCAAUAAUAAAAAUUAAAAGCCAUUUUAAUGAAACAUUCAUUGUAAGAGCACUGCUCGAUUCAGGCUCUCAAACUAAUUUUAUAACCACUGAGUUAGCGCAAAGAUUAAAAUCGCCACGAAAAAGAGUAAAUAUUAGUAUAUCUGGUGUAGAUAAUUCUAAAGGUAAAUCAUUUUACUCUAUAACAACAUUAAUUCAGUCACAAAAUAGUAAUUACAGUAGCCAACUCGAUUUUUUAACGUUAUCAAAAAUAACUUCAUUUUUACCAAACGAAACAAUAAACACAACUGGUAUAAACAUACCUAAUAACGUUAAAUUAGCUGACCCACAUUACGACGUACCUGGCAAAAUAGAUGUACUACUCGGUGCUGAAUGUUUCUAUAGUAUACUAAAGGCCGGUAAACAUAAGGUAGAUGCAACUGAAAUAAUUUUCCAAGAAACAGAACUAGGCUGGAUAGUUGCAGGAUCUGUGUCCAGUUUAGCACAAACAACUACAAAAACAUUUUUCAAUUCGAUUGUAAUUGAUAACCAAGUAAAUUUAAAUGAUUUGAUGUCAAAAUUUUGGCAAGUAGAAGAAAUGGGUUCAAACAAAAAACUCAGCAUUGAAGAAAGGUCUUGUGUCGAACAUUUUGAACAAACAGUAAAACGUGAACCUACGGGAAAAUUUAUUGUUGAACUCCCACUGAAAAACAACGUUGAAUUACUUGGUGAUUCAAAGGCAAUGGCGCGGCGACGUUUUCUAGCUACAGAAAAUAAUUUACGAAAAAAUAAUGAUCUUCGUGUAAAGUACGUUGAAUUUAUGGAUGAAUACUUAAAAUUGAAUCAUAUGGAAGAAUCGCAAUCAACAAACGAAAUAUCAUACUAUAUGCCACACCAUGCUGUUUUACGCAACCACAGUGCAACAACACAAACCCGUGUUGUAUUCGACGCAUCUGCACAGUCCACUUCAGGAACAAGCUUGAAUCAAAUACUUAUGAAAGGGCCGGUAAUUCAAGAUGAACUUAUAUGUAUUUUAGCACGCUUUCGGGUACACAAGAUAGUUUUGCAAAAAAUAUUUUGGCGAUCUCAACCACACGAAGAAUUAAAAGAAUAUUGUCUGUCAACAGUUACAUAUGGAAGCACAAGUGUUCCAUACAUCGCUACGGCGUGUCUCAAAAAAUUGGCAGAUGAGAAUUGCACUAAAUAUCCGUCGGCAAGCAAAGCAAUUUCGACAGAUUUUUAUGUUGACGAUUAUUUGGGCGGCGCAAACACUAUUGAAGAAGCCAUAACACUGAGAGAUCAAAUAAUAAAAAUUACCGAUAGCGCUGGGUUUACAUUAAGAAAAUGGAUAUCAAAUGAACCGUCAUUGUUGUCAACUAUAAAGAACAUAAGUAAUGACCCACAUUAUGUUAUGAAUAUUGACGGCAGCGCAAUAAAAACGUUGGGCUUAUUGUGGAGUCCAUGGGAUGAUUAUUAUCAAUACAAAUAUAAUGACAUCGAAUCAAGUAAACAAUCGAGUUCUAAACGUACAAUAUUAUCUACUAUAGCAACAAUAUUUGACCCGCUCGGACUAAUAGGACCGGUUGUAGUAUCAGCGAAAAAGAUAAUGCAACAGCUAUGGCAACUGAAAACGGAUUGGGACGACGAGCUGCCCGCACACAUUAGUCGGGAAUGGGAAGCGUAUCGUAACGAACUAGUAGAUAUCGAAAAAAUAAAAAUACCGCGAAGAAUAAUUGGUUGUAACAAUGUGUGCGACAUGCAAAUUCACGCUUUUGCGGACGCGUCGAUCAGUGCAUACGGUUCGUGUAUUUAUUUAAUGGCAAAAGACGCAGACGGGUCGCGUAUAGUUCGACUUAUUGCGUCAAAAUCGCGAGUCGCUCCAUUAAAAGUUAUUUCACUCGCGCGACUGGAACUGUGUGCCGCCGUAUUAUCAGUGCGUCUCGUCAAUAAAUUAAUUCCAAAACUUAAUUGUUGUACAAGUAAAAUAUGGUAUUGGUCAGACUCACAAAUCGUUCUUGCAUGGAUAAAUUCACCAUCCUCUCGAUGGAAAACGUUUGUUUCUCACCGCGUCGGAGAAAUACAUAACACUUCUACGGCUGCGCAAUGGAAGCACGUACGUUCAAGGGAUAAUCCGGCAGAUAUCAUAUCCCGAGGAUGCAGUCCAAAAGCACUAAUAGAAAAUAAAUUAUGGUGGACAGGUCCAAGGUGGCUAACUCAUGACGAAUCAAAUUGGCCUAAUAACAAUUGUCAAAAAAUUAUAGUAGUAAAAGAUGAUUUAGAAGAAAAACAAUUCGUAGUCACAUUAACAAAAAUUGAAAAGUUUGAUAUCACGGAACGGUUUUCAUCAUUAACUAAAUUACUCAACAUAACAGCGUAUAUUCUAAGAUGGAGAAAAAUUGUAAGAGUUAAGCGGUCGUCAAAUUCAAAAUGUAUUUACACUAUUUACAUCGACCCAGAAGAAACUAUUCGGGCUAGACAAAAAUUAUUGUUAGUCGUGCAAUCUCAAUAUUUUUCUGAAGAAUUACAAUGUUUACAUAAAGGAGAGUCAAUAAAAAAGAAGAGUAAAUUGUUUUUUCUUAGCCCUUUCGUCGACAAUAAUGGUUUAAUUCGUGUUGGUGGCCGGUUAAAUAAUUCAGCGUCCAUUAGUAACGAUAGAAAAAAUCCAAUUUUACUACCAUCAAAAUCAGCUUUCACUAUGCUACUAUUCAAGUAUGAACAUAUUCGAUUGCUGCAUUCUGGGCCACAGGCUUUAUUAGCGGCUGUUCGUGAACAAUAUUGGCCCAUCAAUGGACGAAAUAUAGCAAGAUAUACUGUGCAUAAAUGCAUACCUUGUUUCAAAUCUAAACCAAUGGUAUUUCAACCGAUUAUGGGCAACUUACCGAGCACGCGAGUUACAAGUUUCGACAAAGCAUUUUAUGCAACGGGCGUGGAUUUUUGUGGGCCUAUCUAUAUUAAAAAUAGUUUAAGACGAAACUCUACUAAAAUAAAGGCAUAUGUAUGUAUUUUCGUGUGCUUUUCUUGUAAGGCCGUUCAUAUUGAACUAGUAGGUGACUUAACAACAAAUGCGUUUUUAAGCGCACUGAAACGAAUGUGGAGUCGUCGAGAAUGGCGAUUCAUCCCAGCCCGUUCACCACACUUUGGCGGUUUAUGGGAGUCGGCAGUUAAAUCAGUAAAAACACAUUUAACGAGAACAUUGGGUGAAGCAUCACUUACUUAUGAAGAGUUAAACACAGUGUUAGUUCGCAUCGAAGCGUGUUUAAAUUCUCGACCCUUGAUACCAUUAUCUACGGAUCCUUCAGAUCUCAGUGCACUAACUCCAGCUCACUUUCUCAUCGGUCGAUCAUUAAUUGAUAUCCCAGAUCCAGACGUUAUGAACAUCACACCUGGGCGAUUAAAGCGAUGGCAAAGAGUCACACAAUUGGUACAACAGGUUUGGGAACGUUGGCGAACUGAAUACUUGUCAACAUUGCAAUCAAAAUCUAAGUGGCAUACCUCAGCCGGUCUCACACCUGCUGUUGGCGCACUUGUAUUAAUAAAAGAAACCAAUCUACCACCAUUGGAAUGGAGACUCGGACGAAUUACUGAAUUGUUUCCAGGCAUAGAUAAUAUAGCCAGAGUAGCAACUGUUAUGACAAGUCAUGGUGUUGUCAAAAGAGCAUGUCGAUUAUUAUGUCCACUCCCAAUUGAAGAUCAAGAAGAAUAA
This is a messenger RNA of Daktulosphaira vitifoliae (grape phylloxera), 5133 nucleotides long. RefSeq lists its product as uncharacterized. Lineage: Eukaryota; Metazoa; Arthropoda; Insecta; Hemiptera; Phylloxeridae. The transcript has 4 exons. Bases 1 to 5133 code for a protein of 1710 amino acids. The record is from RefSeq and is a predicted model, not a curated record. Gene Ontology annotation, biological process: proteolysis. Gene Ontology annotation, molecular function: aspartic-type endopeptidase activity; nucleic acid binding.